Messenger RNA from Schizosaccharomyces octosporus yFS286, 1002 nucleotides. Its product is annotated as CAMKK/META protein kinase Ppk34. Gene Ontology annotation, molecular function: protein serine/threonine kinase activity; ATP binding. Gene Ontology annotation, cellular component: cytoplasm. Bases 1 to 1002 code for a protein of 333 amino acids. The record is from RefSeq and is a predicted model, not a curated record. Lineage: Eukaryota; Fungi; Ascomycota; Schizosaccharomycetes; Schizosaccharomycetales; Schizosaccharomycetaceae. The transcript has 6 exons. Gene Ontology annotation, biological process: intracellular signal transduction; protein phosphorylation.
AUGGAAACAGAAGAACAGAUAAAUAACGUUGAAGAAUUCUUGACAUUGCCGUUUUCUGACACAAGCCCUUUAACGGAGGGACCAGGCGAAGAAGAUGUUGGUUUUACUAUAAAUGAGUAUUUUGCUCAUAGCAUCAUUGGAUAUGGUUCUUCUAGUACCGUAUGGUUGGCUACGAAAAGCCCUAACAAUGCUGAAUAUGCCAUUAAAGAAUUUCGUAAAAGCUUUUUGCGCCGUCAGAAAAGAGCAAAUUUACUUCAUACUGUGAGCAAGCAGAGUGGAAGGACUCAUUUAGAUCGUAUAUCUUUGGAGAAAAAACUUCAUCAGGACGAACAGUUAGACCCUUUUUGUUAUAUAAGGACUGAACUUGAUAUCCUUCAAUUGUUAAAUCAUCCAAACAUUGUCAAGAUAGUGGAAGUGAUAAAUAAUGAGUAUAUGGAUAUGUUACUAGUUGUUUUAAAUUACUGUUCGAGUGGUAAGCUGGCUUCCGUUGAUCAUGGUAUAACUUUCUCUGCGUUUCCAGAAGAGAGUUGUCGAAUUUAUUUUCGUCAGCUUGUAUCUUCUGUCGAUUAUAUUCACAGAAAAAAUGUGGUUCAUAGAGAUAUAAAGCCUGACAAUAUCUUGCUAGACGCUGCUCGGAAUUUGUGUUUAAUUGAUUUCGGUCUAGCGGAAUUCCUUCCACCAGAUGGAAUGGUCGAUGUUGUAUCUUCAACGCCAGCGUUUAUGGCACCAGAACUGCUGGCUUGUCCUCAUCAAAAAGUCGAUGGUAGGAAACCCGAUCUCUGGUCUAUGGGAGUUACGUUGUAUGUCUUGGCUUUCGCAAAACUUCCUUUUUCUGGAAAUACAAUUGCAGAAAUGAUUACAAACAUAAAAGAAAAGGAUCUUGAAAUACCGAAUUAUGCUAGCGAAAAUCUUCGAAAUGUUAUAAAAAAACUACUCCAGAAGGAACCUCAGCGAAGAAUUAACGCACAAGAAUUAUUGAAGGAUCCUUUCGUAAGGGAAUAA